AUGGAUGGUCAGACAUGCGAUGGCGAGGCCGGUUGGCAUGCAGGGGCCGUUUUGCACAGUGUGCCCCUGAGCCAAGGCGGCGGCGGCUGGCCAAUUGCGCGGGGGAUGCUGGUGGGGGCCUUUCGUAAAGAAUGCUCAGUCGCCUCAAGGUGCAAGGGGUGCGACGCGGAGCACUGUUUCAUGAAACGUAUGUUGACCGUGCCAAGUACGCCACUGGCGCUCUCUCUUGGUGUUGGGGAGUUGGCAUCUUCUGGUUAUGUGCUGGCUGCUCUGUUGCCACUUGGCGCCGAUUGCCGUGUCUCUGUUGCAGCAAUCGUUGCGAUCGUGGGCUCCCACACUAUUUCCAGCGCCUCCCUUGCCCUACCCGACACUAUCGGGAAUACCGCCAUGUUCCACGACACUGUCCCAUGCCUGACACGGCAUAUAUCUCAGGAACCUCGUCGGCACGUUGGUAGCAGAACCCAUCGUGUGCCUUCCCGCGAUCCCUCCGUCCCCACAGCUCGGCGGCAUAAGUAA
Bipolaris victoriae FI3 is the source of this 516-nucleotide messenger RNA. RefSeq lists its product as hypothetical. The transcript is spliced from 2 exons. Lineage: Eukaryota; Fungi; Ascomycota; Dothideomycetes; Pleosporales; Pleosporaceae. The record is from RefSeq and is a predicted model, not a curated record. Bases 1 to 516 code for a protein of 171 amino acids.